AUGGAGCACUCAGAGUUCAAGUCGGCCGCUGUUCACCCAGACGGCGUCGCCGUCACCGUGGCGCCCGCCCGCGGGUCGCCGCUCGGCGUCGGCGACACCAACCGCCCCACCGCGGUGGAGCACCUGCGCGGCGGCAACGGCGGCCGCGGCGGCGGCGUGAACGGGCACGGUGCGAGCCUGAACGGGCUGAACGGCCAUGCGGUGGCCCUGAACGGCCUGAAUGGCCACGCUGUGAGCCUCAACGGGCUCAAUGCGGCCAGCAGCAGCCUCCACGGCUUCAACGGCCACACCCACAGCAACGGCAAUGGGCACCUCAACGGGAACGCCCACGCCAAUGGCCACGCAAACGGCAACGGCCACGCAAACGGCAACGGCCACGCAAACGGCAACGGCCACGCAAACGGCAGCGGCAACGGGGCGAUGCAUGCAGGGCCCGCCAAAGGCACGGCCGCGGGCGGCAACGGCGUCGGCAAGCCCGCGGCUUCGCGGCAGCUGCGCGCCCGCCUGGUGCUGGACUGCAUGGGCCAUUACUCAUCCAUCGUGAAGCAGAUCAGGGGCCGCGCCAAGCCCGAGGGCAUGUGUCUGGUGGUCGGCGGCUGCGCGGACGGCUUCCCUGCCGAGAAGAACACCACUGCAGACCUUUUGUACAGCUUCACCGACUCUGCAGCUGACAUGCAGCUCUUCUGGGAGGCGUUCCCCGCGGAGUACGGGAAGCCCUCUGACGGCUCCGCGGCCUCCGGCCUGCGCACCACCUACAUGUUCGCCUACACCGACGCUGACCCCUCGCGGCCAGACUUUGAGAAGCUGCUGGACGCCUACUUCCACCUUCUGCCCUCCUACCAGGGCGUCAGCCUUGACUCCCUCAAGUUCAGGCGCGUGCUGUUCGGCGGCUUCCCCUGCUUCAGCGACGGUCCGCUGCGGCCGGGGUUUGACCGCGUGCUGCAGGUCGGGGACGCGGGCGCCAGCCAGAGCCCGCUGUCGUUCGGCGCGGCUUGA
Monoraphidium neglectum is the source of this 996-nucleotide messenger RNA. RefSeq lists its product as hypothetical. Lineage: Eukaryota; Viridiplantae; Chlorophyta; Chlorophyceae; Sphaeropleales; Selenastraceae. The transcript has 7 exons. Bases 1 to 996 code for a protein of 331 amino acids. The record is from RefSeq and is a predicted model, not a curated record.